This is a messenger RNA of Melopsittacus undulatus (budgerigar), 1116 nucleotides long. RefSeq lists its product as uncharacterized. The record is from RefSeq and is a predicted model, not a curated record. The transcript has 8 exons. Lineage: Eukaryota; Metazoa; Chordata; Aves; Psittaciformes; Psittaculidae. Gene Ontology annotation, molecular function: oxidoreductase activity.
AUGGAGGAGAACCUGGGUUGCCUUCAUGCAAGUACUUCCCAUCAAGGUGGCUAUUCCCAUGAUGCCGUGGUCCAUGCAAUACAAAGCUGUGACAUUUGUCAUAUUGACACAGCAAAAUGAUACAGCUGUGAAUCUCUGCUCAAAAAGGCCAUCAAAGAGAGUAGUGUGAAAUGAGAGGACCUCUGGCUAACUACCAAGCUGUGGCACAGUGAUUAUGGCUAUGAAAACACAAAAAAACCAUGCUUGGAGUCAUGCGAAAGACUUGGUGUUGAAUACCUUGAUCUUUAUUUAAUACACUGGCCUGAUGCACAAGUUCCUGGUAAAAGCAAUUGAGAUGUCCAAGCUGAAACCUGGAGAGCAAUGGAGGAACUCUAUGAGAAAGGUGAUAUAGUAAUAAUUGGUGUAAGCGACUUUCUUAUCAGUCACCUUGAGCAACUAAAGGAACAUCGUGUGAUUACUCCACAUGUUAAUCAGGUUGAAUACCACCCCUUCCAAAGGCCUCAAGAGCUGGUUGAUUACUGUAGGAGCAGAGAUAUUGUUUUUGAAGGCUACUGUCCUUUAGCCAAAGGUGAAGCACUUACUCAUCCUGGUAUCAUUCAGCUGGCGAAGAAAUAUGGCAGAACUCCAGCACAGAUUUGCAUACGCUGGAGUAUAUAGAAUGGGAUCGUCACUAUUCCAAAGUCCAUGAAAGCGGAAAGGAUAGAAGAAAACUGCAAGGUAUUUGAUUUUACAAUAGCAGAAGAUGAUGUUGAAGUUCUCAAUGGACUGCAUGAUGGGAGACAUGUUUCCUGGAACCCAAGCCCUGUUGUGUGAAUGAAGGUUUUGUAUUUUAAUCUGAAGGGAGAGGAUCUGGAAUUUUUGAACACUCUGAAUAUCAACAGAAAAUCAAUUCCGUUAACCUAUCCACUGUGGAAAGGAUAAUUUAAACCCAGAUGGUCUUAUACUGCAGAAGUGAUGCAACUGAAGCGUUGAUUCAUUUUAAACUGAGCAGUAAAUCUAAUUUGUUCUCCUGGGUACUCAGGGAGUAUCUGAUAAAUACCGAUCAAAAAUCAGGAUCAAUGGCUUGUAUUUACUGUUAUGUUAACAGAUUAAUAAAAUAAUUUCCUUUAGACUUUA